AUGGCCGACGCGCUCAUCGAGGACCAGGCCGACGAGUCCGGCGACGAGGCGCCGGCGCCGGAGGCGGAGGAGGUGGAGGAGAACGAGUACCAGAAGGACGGCUUCGUCGUCGACGACGAGGAGGCCGACGACGGCGACGACGACAAGGGCGACGACCUGCUCAACGACAGCAGCAGCGACGACGACGACGACGACGCGCCGGGCGGCGGGCGGCUGCGGCGGAACAAGGCGCGCGCGGCGCCCGACGCGGAAGACCUGGAGCUCAUCGCCGAGAACCUGGGCGCGGCGUCGAAGCCGCCGGCGGACGCCGACGACAGCGACGACGACUUCGACGACGCGCCCAAGAAGCGGCCCCGCGAGGCCGCGGCGCCGGAACCCGAGGCCCCCGCCGCCGAGGCGCGCCUCUUCGACGACGACUCCGACGACGAGCCCAAGGAGAAGAAGGUCAAGAGCGACGCGCUCUACGACGAGGACAACUUCGACGACUUCAUCGAGGACGAUCUGGGCAUCCAGCAGGCGCUCCAGCGCGAGGAGAAGAUGGGCAUCAGCCGCGCGCGGGGCCCCGCGGGCGCCGGCGGCGGCGCCGACGCGCCGAGCCAGCUCCAGAUGAUGGACAUGAUCGACAUCUUCGGCGAGGACGCGGAAGAUUUCGCGGCCAAGGGCUUUUCGGACGACGACGACGAGGAGGAAAAGGCCGCGGGCGCGGGCUUCCGCGCGCGCUACGAGCCCGGUCUCUUGGCCGAGCACUACGUCACGGACGCCGACGAGGCCAUCCGGAAACGAGAUCUGCCGGAGCGGCUCCAGCUCCGGAGCGUCGCCACCGCCAAACGGACGCGCCGCGACUACGAGACGCAUCUGGAGGAGGAGGCGGCGUGGAUCGCGCGCAAGCUGCGCCACCCCCACGCGCCGGCGGACGCGACCGUCGUCGCCGUGUCGCGCCUGCUGCGCUUCUACAACGAGGACUGCUACGAGGUGCCGUUCGUCGCCGCGUACCGGCGCGACUACUUCGUGGACUCGGACAUCAAACCGGCGGAGCUCUGGCGCGUCUUCGAGCUCGACGACGAGUUCGCGCGCCUGGCGAAGCGGCGCAAGGACACGGUGAAGAUGGUCAAGGCCCUGCGCGCCGUCGCGCCGAGGCCCUUCCUCGGCCCCGGUUUGGCGGCGGCGCGGCUGGCCGACGACGGCGCGCACCGCGACGCGCGCCACUACGUCAAGCACUGCUUCGCGCGCGCGGGCGCCGACGACGGCAAGCGCCGGCCGGGCCAGCGCGAGGCGGCCUUCUGGGCCGCCGUGCGCGACAACGACGUCGACAAGUUCUGCCGGACGUUCGCGAAGAGCGCGAAAGCCGUCGACGACGCGCUGCGCGACCCGGACGCGGCGGCUCAAAUGCCGCCGACGCCGGCCGAGUACCCGGACAUGGCGUGCCUCGACUUCCUCGGCGCGCCGCCGCUCGACGACGAGUCCAAGCUCCGGGAGUGCGCCGUGGCGGCGCUGGCGCGCGAUCUCGCGGCGCUCCCGUCGGUCCGCGCGGAAGCGCGCCGCGCGUUCCGGGAACUCGCGACGGUAACGACGCGCCCGACGGACAAGGGCCGGGCCGAGAUCGACGUCUGCCACGAGUACCACGGCCUCCAGUACCUCCAGAACAAGAAGGUGGCCGAGUUCCUCGACGGCGCGUCGUCGAACCCGCCGCGGCGCCACCGGGCCGGCGAGGACGCCGGCGACGCCGUCGCCGACCUCGCGGCCGCGGACUUUGUGAAGAUCCUCAAGGCCGAGAAGGAGGGGCUGCUGGCCUACGAGCUGCGGUCGACGGCGAAGCCCGACGACCCAAACGCCGCCGACGAGAAAUGGGACGUGGACGCGAUCGCGAACGGCCUCUUCAACGCCUACCUGGCUCUGCCCUUUGGCGGCGGCGCGGACCUCGCGGCGCCGGCGGCGACCUACGCCGGGCUCCAGGUCGUGGCGCCGGCCGCGCCGGCGGCGCCCGCCGACGAGCCGCCCAAGGAGGAGGACGUCAAGGCGGAGGACGACGCGGCGGUCGAGGACGCGGCCCCGGCGGACGCGCCCGCGGAGCCCGCGGAGCCCGCGGAGGCACCCGCGGCGGAGCCCGCCGCGGAGGCGCCCGCGGCGCCCGCGGCGGCCGCGGCGGCCGCGGAGCCCGAGGCGGCCGCGGAGCCCGAGGCGGCCGCGGAGCCCGAGGCGGCCGCGGAGCCCGCGGCGGAGCCCGCGGCGGAGCUCGCGGCGGAGCCCGCGGCGGAGCCCGCGGCGGAGCCCGCGGCGGAGGGCGGCGGCGACGGCGUGCUCCGGGAGCGCGGCGGCGGCGACGGCGAGUCCGACGAGGAGAUGGAGGACGCGGCGCCCGCCGAGGCGGCGGCGGAGACGCAGCCCGCGCCCGGCUCCGGCCGGCUCCGGCGGAACCGGGUCGUCAUGGACUCGGACGACGACGACGACGACGCGCUCCUCGCCGACGCGCCGCCCGCGGCGCCCGCGGCGGCCGCCGCGGACGCGGACGACAGCGACGACGACUUCGCGGACGCGCCGGCCAAGCCGCCGGCGCCCGCGGCGCUCGACGACGCCGACGACAGCGACGACGACUUCGCCGACGCGCCGGAGGGUCGUGCGCCUCGCCGUCAAGAGGAGCUCAAGGGCGAGCUGCGGCGCGCGGGCACGCGCGCCGUCGCGCGCCUCGCGGCGAACGCGCUCCGGCGCCUCGCGGACGUCGCGGGCUUCGCCGGCGGCGGCUUCCGCGGGUCCAACGGCCUCCACGAGUCGGCGGGCGGCCAGGUGGGCUGCAAGGCCGUCGGCGUCGGCGUCGCGCGCGCGGACACGUGGGCGAAGCACGAGCGCGCGCGCGGCCAGGACCCGCCGGCGGAGUCGACGGCGUUCGUGCUCCUGGGGCCGUCGGGCUCCGUGAGCGACCACGAGGUCGCGAGCUCCCGCGCCAACGACCGGAGCCCCGACGACGUGCGCCGCGUGGCGCGCUUCCUGCGGCGCCACCGGCCCGACGUCGUCGUCGUGUCGACGGGCGCGGGCGCCGCCGCGUGCCGCCGGUGCAUGAAGUUCGUCGAGGCGUCCGUGCGCGUGGCCCGCGAGCCGCUGCCGCGCUACGAGGACGAGUCGCCCGAGGAGUCCAUGCGCCUCGACGAGGAGGAGGAGCUCGUGGGCGAGUGGCAGUGCGCGAUAUCGUUCGCGGACGACCGCCUCGCGCGCGCGUUCGCGUCGUCGAUCCGCGCGGACCGCGAGCUCAAGGAGUACCCGGCGCCCUACCGCGUCGCCGUGUCCCUGGCCCGCGCGGCGCAGAACCCGCUCGCGGAGCUGUCCGCGUGCUUCACGGCGCGCGGGCUCCGGGGCGGCGCGGGGCUCGGGUUGCCGGGCGAGGACCUGACCAUGGUCAAGCUCCACCCGCUCGCCGACAUGGUCCCGGGCAAGCUGCUCCUCGAGACCUACGCGAAGGCGCUCGUGGACGCGAACUGCGCCCACGGCGUCGACCUGAACCAGGCGUUGCAGUACGACCACCACUUCGGGUGCCUCCAGUUCGUCGCGGGGCUGGGCCCGCGCAAGGCCGCGGCGCUGCGCCGGUCCGCGCGGUCCUACGGCGGCUCGGCGCGCGAGGGCGGCGCCCACGGCGUCGUCGUCUCCCGCCGGAACCUCGCGGCGCUCUUCGACGCGCGGGGCAAGUACUCGACGAAGCGCGGGUCGGCGACGAACUGCUUCACGAACUGCGCCGCUUUUCUCCGCGUGCGGCCCGCGGGGCCGCUGGCGGACAUGGCCCUGGACCCGCUCGACGACACGCGGGUCCACCCGGAGUGCUACUUCGGGGGCGAGGGCUUCUACGACUGGGCGCAGAAGAUGUGCGCGGACGGCCUCGACCGCGACCUCGGCGAGGGCGAGGAGUCGUACAGCGAGGUCGUCGCGCUGGCCAUGGACGACUCGCGGAGCGCGCUGGCGAAGAAUUUGAGGAAGCAGAACGCGGCCUACCGCGAGGGCGACUUCUGGAGCCCGCCGCUCUUCGGGACGACGCACAAGGUGAACGAGGCGGAGGACGCCGCGGCCGACGACGCGCUCGACGACAAGCUCGGCGAGCUGGAUUUGGACACCUACGCGCAGAUCCUCGCCGAGGACUCGGGCGUCGGGUUGCGGCGCGAGCAGCUCGAGGACGUGAAGCGCGAGCUCCGGUGCCCCUACCGCGACGUCCGCGCGCCGUGGCGGCCGCCGACGGAGGCCGCGGUUUUCGACUUGCUGAGCGGGCUGGGCCAGGACCAGGGCGGCGGCGUCAAGGAGAAGCAGAUCGUCACGGCGCGCAUCCAGCGGGCGGACAAGUACCGCCUCUUCGUGGUGACGGACCUCGGGUUGUCCGGCGGCGUGCACGUCGAAUUCCUCGACGCCGAGGGCGGCCGCGUCGAGAACGCCGACGAGUGGCUGUCCACCGAGGGCCUGCGGCCGAGGUUCGACGCGAAGCUCGCGAUCGACGAGGUCGUGGAGUGCGCCGUGCUCAAGGUGGACCACGAGCGCUUCCGCAUCGAGCUGUCGCGCCGCGACGACGACGUCUUCUUCCCGCAGUCCGCGCAGGCCUUCUACGACCACUACGGCGCGCGGGGCGUCGACUUCGACCCGGCCCUCGACGCGUCGAAGAUGGUCCGGGACUACGUGUCCAACGCGCGGAGCCGGCUCGACCGCUGCAAGCGCGUCCGCGACGACCGCGCGCGCGCGCUCGACGCGUCGCUCAAGCCGCGCGCCGCGGCGCGCGCGCGGCGCCACAUCCUCCACCCGGCCUACCACGCCAAGUGCGACUACAAGGCCGCGGAGGCGCUGCUGGAAACCAUGGGCGCGGGCGAGGUCGUCGCGCGGCCGUCGUCGUCGGGAAAAGUCGCGUUGACGUGGGCGUUCCGCGACGGCGUCUACAAGCACGUCGAGGUCGACGACGCGGACGAGGUCGCGCCCGGCGUGCCGCCCAAGUUCCGCCUCGAGGUGAGCCCCGGCGAGGUCGAGGAGUACGAGGACAUCGACGAGCUCCUCGCGCGCUACGUGCUUCCCAUGAACGACUUCUGCGAGGACGUCGCGGCGAGCCGCAAGUUCCGCGACGACGUCCGCGACGCCGCCGCGUCGGAGAAGGAGCUCAAGGCCCAGCGCCGCGCGGCGCCGGCGUCCAUCCCCUACUUCCUCUGGGUCGACGCGCGCUACCCGGGCCGCUUCGCGCUGUCGUAUUUACCGCCGAAGGCGACGACGUGCCGCCUCGAGUGGCUCAAGGUGACGCCCAACGGCCUCUACCUCCGCGACAAGACCUUCCUCGGCGUCGACGACGCGCUGAACCACUUCAAGAAGCACGCCAAGGAGUGGGCCCGCGGGCCCAAGCUCGCGCCGCACCGCGCGGCCGCGCCGCCGCCGCGCAACGCGGCGCCGCGCGUCGCGGCGGCGCCGCCGCCGCUUGCGGCGCCGCCGCAGCGCGCGCCGCCGCCCAUGAUGCCCCCGGCGGCGCCCUGGCAGAACCCCGUCGCCGCCGGCGGGCCGGGCUGGGGCGCGCCGCCGCCGGGGCCGGGCUGGGGCGCGCCGCCGGGGCCCCAGCCGGGCUGGGGGCCGCCGCCCGGCGGCCAGCAGCCGGGCUGGGGCGCGCCGCCGCCGGGGCCCCAGCCGGGCUGGGGCGCGCCGCCGCCCCAGAUGGCGCCCCAGAUGAUGGCGCCGCCCCAGCCCGCCGGCGGCGGCCGCGGCCGCGGCCGCCUCGUCCCGGCCUGGAUGGCCAAGCAGCAGGCCGAGCAGCAGGGCAACUAG
Messenger RNA from Aureococcus anophagefferens, 5763 nucleotides. RefSeq lists its product as hypothetical. Gene Ontology annotation, biological process: nucleosome organization; mRNA transcription by RNA polymerase II; positive regulation of transcription elongation by RNA polymerase II. NCBI's taxonomy places the organism in Eukaryota, Pelagophyceae, Pelagomonadales, Pelagomonadaceae. Gene Ontology annotation, molecular function: histone binding; DNA binding; nucleosome binding. The record is from RefSeq and is a predicted model, not a curated record. Gene Ontology annotation, cellular component: transcription elongation factor complex. The transcript is spliced from 2 exons. The coding region runs from base 1 to 5763 and encodes 1920 amino acids.